UACGUGAUUAGUGGAAAACUUUACAAUAACCAAAACUUUGUUGAAAUUCUGGUGGUCCCUUUUUCUAUUCACAAAAAAAAGUUUUUAACUCUUUCGAUGAUUAUUCAAACUUCAAACAACAAUACUUAUCACUUAAUCUUUCUAAACACGUUGCAUUAGACCAGGAAAAUUUGUUGAUAAAGGAGAACUUUCUUCAUCAUCUCAGAAAAAAACAACUUUUGUUUCGUAAUUUAUUCAGUUUAAACUACCAACUUCUGUGUUAUAUAUACUGUCAUAUAAUUUACAAUUUUUGCACCAAAAUCAACCAACAACAACAACAUAAAGGAUUUUUGCGUGACAGGGUAAAUUUUGCUCCAAUAUUUUGGGAAAGACUGAGAUUGAAGAUUUUGUGUUUCUUAUGAAACUGAUGUUGAGAAAUAGAAUUGAAUUGUAAGACAAACAAACAUGGCUGUGAAGAACAUUGUAUUAAUUUCUGAAAAAAGCCGAAGAUCAUGGAUUUGCAAUGUUUUUCAAGCAGCUUCUGCACUUGUUUUAACUUACGUUAUAGGAAGUGUGUUCAUUUUACCAGUUUACAGACAGGAGACUCCGAAAAUGGCAUUAGCUGAAAAUAUGGACAUAUUGCUGGGUAAUAGAUGUGAGAACCAGUGCAGACCACGUGGAAGCGAGUCCUUGCCUCAAGGUAUAGUUGCAAAGGGUUCCAAUCUGGAAAUGCGACCACUAUGGGGACUACCAGAGAAACGUAACUCGUCAGUUAGUUUGCUGGCAAUGGCUGUUGGCAUUAAGCAACAACAACUUGUGAAUGCAAUGGUUAGCAAGUUUCUCUCGAGGGGUUUUUCAGUAAUGCUUUUCCAUUAUGAUGGUAAAGUCAAUCAAUGGAACAACUUUAGUUGGAAUGAUCGUGUCAUACACGUAUCUGCAAUAAAUCAAACUAAGUGGUGGUUUGCAAAGCGGUUCAUGCACCCAGAUGUAGUUGCUGCCUAUGAAUAUGUUUUCCUCUGGGAUGAAGAUCUUGGGGUAGACUAUUUUGACCCUAUACGGUAUGUGUCGAUUAUUAAAGAGGAGGGGCUUCAAAUCUCCCAGCCAGCACUUGAUGGUAACAAAUCAGAGGUGCAUCAUCAGAUCACAGCUCGUGGAAGGAGAGGAAAAAUUCACAGGAGGAUGUACAAGCAUGAUGAGUGCUAUGAAGACAGUAAAGGUCCUCCUUGUACUGGAUGGAUAGAGGUCAUGGCUCCGGUAUUCUCACGGGCAGCAUGGCGUUGUGUAUGGUACAUGAUUCAGAAUGACUUGAUUCAUGCUUGGGGUUUGGACAUGCAGCUUGGAUAUUGUGCGCAGGGUGAUCGCACCAAAACUAUUGGGGUUGUGGAUGCCGAGUAUGUGAUUCAUCAUGGCCUUCCUACACUAGGGGAGCCGUUAGGGACAAAGCCUAAACUUCAUGUUCUUGACGAGCGGAUUGAAGUGAGGAGACAGUCCUACAAUGAGUUCAAGAUUUUCAGAAGACGGUGGAAUAAAGCUGCUCUAACGGAUGAAUGCUGGACAAAUCCCUAUCCGGAACCAUUGAAGCCAAUCUUCCGGUAGCAAGUACAGAUUACCAAGAUUGCCUUUAUACAGAGACUAAGAACAUACAACGGUUUAUCGAUAGCUUUUACAGAAAUGAAGACUGCUAACUAUUUAUCAGGAUUCAGGAAGAACAUUUUGUACAGUGGAGUUUGUAUACUGCCAAUUACAGCGUAUUGAAGCUUUUGAGUAUUCUUUGUUAGGUUUGAAUUAUGUGCCAUAUUUGGCUUGCAUAUGUUAUGUAUACAACUAUAUAUGAUACAAUUUUAUCAUGGCAAUCUUAAUACAUGACCAUUUUAAUUGUAGAAA
Beta vulgaris subsp. vulgaris (sugar beet) is the source of this 1863-nucleotide messenger RNA. RefSeq lists its product as hypothetical. The transcript has 15 exons. The record is from RefSeq and is a predicted model, not a curated record. The coding region runs from base 445 to 1575 and encodes 376 amino acids. Lineage: Eukaryota; Viridiplantae; Streptophyta; Magnoliopsida; Caryophyllales; Amaranthaceae.